Molecule: messenger RNA, 3014 nt
Organism: Microstroma glucosiphilum
Lineage: Eukaryota; Fungi; Basidiomycota; Exobasidiomycetes; Microstromatales; Microstromataceae
Exons: 4
Coding region: 89-2800 (903 amino acids)
Biological process (GO): regulation of DNA-templated transcription
Cellular component (GO): nucleus
Molecular function (GO): DNA-binding transcription factor activity, RNA polymerase II-specific; zinc ion binding; transcription cis-regulatory region binding
Source: RefSeq, a predicted model, not a curated record
GACUAGGAUAUCCUCCUCCUUUCCUCCUUCUCCUUCAUUGUGUCCCUCUCUCUUUGUCUUCGUCCAAAUAGGGUCGCUCACCGCCGCAAUGGCUGGACAGAGACUCCCUUCCAUCUCAUCGUCUCCACCCAUGCGGAUAGCCUACGCAGGACCCUCCACCUCAUCCUCUUCCGGCACCUUUUCUUCGCCCGAGGCAGUCAGACAACAGAAACGUAGUAGACCCACUGCAGAUGAGACGGAUCAGCUUGAGGCUGAUGAACAUCAGCAGCAACAACACUCCCAUCUUGCACAUCAGCAAAGGUCUAGAGACGCCAGCAGCUUGUUGGAUAGACCCAGGCGGACGGGACGAGCAUGCCUGCAGUGCCGGUCUCGAAAGCAAAAGUGCAUCGUCGACACAGUCAACGAAGAGGAUCCGCACGCUCCUUGCAAGCGCUGUCUUCGGAACCGCUUCGACUGCUCCUUUCAAGAAGCCGAUGACCAGGGUCCAGCGCCCAUUGCUCCCAAUGUAGGAUCCAAUGACAUCUCAAUGUUAUUCAGACAGAUGCAGCGGCACGAGCUACGAAUCAGAGCCUUGGAAGAGCAGCUGGCGGGGCCGUCUGCACUCCCACGGCGGAGUGAAUCUUCGUCUGUACCUACCAAUGUGAAGCGCAGGGAAGAUGCAGAGCUAGCAAGCAUGGAUAGCCGCUCUCUCCCGAAUCUAGUGGAAGCACUUGGUGAAGCUAGCGGCAUCGGCGGCAAGAGCGAGCGACCUCAAAGUGCAUCAUCUCCACGCUCUUCCAGUAGCCAGUCCAGAAUUGGCGUGGAGAGUUUGCAGCUCGACGCGCCCAUUGCUACCUUGAGAUCACUAGGUGCAAUUUCGCAAGAUGGCUGGAGGGGACGAGCUGUCGAGUCUCCUUCAUCUGCAUCCUCCUCAUUCGACCCUGUAAGCAGGGGUGUACUGCCGCUAGAUGAUGCUUCGCAGUGUAUUGCAACAUAUGCCUCGUCCUGCCAUCUCAUGGCUCCUCUACUAGACGAAGAAAUGCUCUACAGCCUAUCCAUCCUUCGCAAGCGACCGAUUCUCUUCCUUGCAAUCUGCUGUGUGGGCGCCAGACUAUGGCAAGCCACCCCCGGUCUCGAUGAGAUGACUGCUCAUCCCAACUACGAUGCUCUCAUCGAGCUCUUGGACGAGAGCUUCUCGAAGCUGCUGCUGCGACCUACUUCGGAGCAUCUCACCCUGGCAUCUGUGCAAGCCCUACUCAUCACGGCGCAAUGGAUGCCAAUGGUGCGCACGGCCACGCAAAGAUACGAGAGUCGGUACAGCGAAAUCAGUGCUGGCUCCUUGCUCGGACUCGUAGGUCGAUAUGCCCACUCGAUUGGGCUCGAGGCAGCUUCUCUACCCCCUUUUGAAGGUCUGAAGGGACAACGACGUGCCUACAAGACUUGGCACAAUCUCCUCACCUGCGAUGCAAAUCUAAUGCUCACCUCGGGAUUCCCGCCCUCCACGCAUGCCGCCUCGGCUGCCGAGACUGCUCUGGUGCUUCCCGAACAUGGACUGAGCGUCUCUGAUGAGGACGUAAGGGUUGCGGGCCUGCUGGAGUUGGCGGCAAUUGCCCAGCGCGCUAUUCCCCGAGCUGGUCUCCUGCAGGACAUUUCCCGUGGUGUGCUAGAGCGUUUCAAUGCAGAGCUGGAUAAAUGGGAAAAGGUCUGGGCAUUACGUCUACGGGAACGUCGUAUCAGGCAUGAUCAAAUGCCUUUUACUUCUCUACGGUGGUAUCGUCUUGCCAUCAACAGUUCUGUGUUGAGACCUCUCCUCUCUACACCUCUCACGAGUGCCACUCGUAACCUGCAGUAUAGCUUCGUCGAGCCACUCGACCAGAGUCUGACCGCUGCAGCCCGUAUACUCGUAGCCUAUACCGUCUCGGCUGAGCAGUACCUGCCAGGACUCAAGCACCAUAUCCCAACUUCUUUUCCGGAAGAGGAAAAGGAUUGGAAAAUUGAUGAUGAGGCGGUACGCAAAUUGUGCUUUGCAGUGGAUUCGUAUUGGGUCACAAUGACUUUCGCAGUCGUCUUUCUCGCCUUGUGCUAUAUACGGGGUCGUAUAGAUGAGGACUGCGCCCUCAUCUUCUCCCCCUCCUCCUCUCCAGCUAGCUCCAUCUCCUCAUCCUCUUCCGCCCUGUACGGCAAGCCCUCUUCUUCUUCUUCAAAUGGUGCCUCUCCCCUCCCCGGCGGUGUUAGAGGCAAGAAGGCCGCUCCUUCUUCGCUCCUCUUCAAACUGCUGACGCUAGGCCACGCCCUCUUCAGUCGAGUGUGUGAGGUGGCACCAGGACCUCAUCCUGCGCAUGACCUACUAGUGGUAGUCACGGAUGUGGUACGGUCUGUCAAUGCUAGCCUCCCAGGCGCGGGGCUGAGCGCAGGGCUCAAAGGAGCUGGAUGCGGUGCCGGAGCAGUAGCAGGAGCAGGAGCGGGAGCGGGAGCGGGAAGCGGAGGCAAGAUGCUCGCCAGUGGAAGCGUAGCGGCUUUUCCUUCUCCCAAGAGCGACAGAGAAAGCGCUCGUGCCCUUUCCCUCUCCUCUCUCAUCUCUUCCGAUCGUCUCCCUGGACUUGGAGCAGUCGGAGCCAGCAGUAGUACACGGAGAAGUGCCUUUGCAGGGCUGCCCCCUGGAAGUAGGAGUGGUACGGCUUUAGGGGCGAGUGGAUUAGGGGAGGGUUUGGGAGAGGGUGAGGACCCGGCGCGAAGAGUGGCGCUGCAUAAGCGUCUUGAUGGGUCGGGACUGCAGUGGUUGGGUGAGAUCUGGGAUAAGAUGAUGGGAGUACACACCUAGAGCGGGAUGGUCAGCACAGAGAAGAGAUUGGAUGAGAAGACAAAGACAGAGGCGAGAUUGCCGAGGCGGGCGUGCCGGCAUUGUACAUGAUCCUCAAACCUGUCUCGAUAUUAACCCCCAAAAGAUACUCUAUUCAGAAGAAGCACAGCCACUUGGGGUAUAGCGAGAGACGAAGACGGCUCUACGACCUCCCGCAUAACGCGUCACAGACUGC